This is a messenger RNA of Rhipicephalus microplus (southern cattle tick), 2474 nucleotides long. It is a transcript of the gene Sply, whose product is annotated as Sphingosine-1-phosphate lyase. NCBI's taxonomy places the organism in Eukaryota, Metazoa, Arthropoda, Arachnida, Ixodida, Ixodidae. Gene Ontology annotation, molecular function: pyridoxal phosphate binding; sphinganine-1-phosphate aldolase activity. Gene Ontology annotation, cellular component: endoplasmic reticulum. Gene Ontology annotation, biological process: carboxylic acid metabolic process; sphingolipid catabolic process. The record is from RefSeq and is a predicted model, not a curated record.
GUCCGGGGCCGAUAAGUGAUCGGAUAAGUUAGUUCACAACGCCACCGCUACCCUUAUUUUCGUUGCAAUGUCAAAUGUACUUACAGUUUCCCUUCUCUAAGUGGUAGUGUGUUCUGUGCUCUGGUCGCAUACAUCAUAGAGAAACAUACGUUGGAGACGCGGUGGUUACAUUCAUUACAGAACUCUCGGUACAGUUAGAGGUGCGCUUUUCGUUCCCGGAAAGCUGGAAACUCUCUGCUAUCGUGGUAUCGCUGGUAUGAUAGUGGUGGUUUGCGAUAAACGAAGCGCGUACUACAAGGACAGCUGCACGACACUGUACUCGGCUGCCGCAACGUGUGAAGACCUUGACCGCCUACAAUGACAACAUUGAAGGAGAGCCUGCUGUAUGCCUUCUGGCGGGUGUGCGGUCUUGUCUGCUUCCACCGAGACAUGAUUAAUGCCAGGUAUCAACAGACCGAACCAGCUGUUCUUAUUGCCACUACAGCUUUGGUCACAUAUGUGGGGCAGCGUGCACUGCGUCGCCUCAUUUAUGGGGAAGGAUUCGUGCCCAAUGUCCGACGCGGCCUGCUGGCUAGCCUGCGAAACUUGCCCAUCGUUCGCAACUAUGUUCACGAGCAGUUGGACAAGAUUGCGGUAGAUGUGGAGCGGUCGCUGAACAAGUGCUACGCCCACUGCACCUUCGUGCUUGAGCUGCCCGAUAAAGGAUGGACGCCGGAGACCAUACUCGAACGGAUGGCAGAGAAUGAUUCGCUCUCUCACGUCGAGUGGAAGAAGGGGGUGGUGUCCGGCGCCAUCUAUACAGAGCACGACCCGAAGCUGGAGGGCCUCAUGGUUUCGGUCUACGAGCGACACCUUCGCUCGAACCCACUGCAUUCAGACGUGUUUGUAGGCGUGCGCAAGAUGGAAUCCGAGGUGAUACGCUGGUGCUGCAACCUUUUCCAUGGAGGACCCGAAAGCUGUGGAUCAAUGACAUCAGGGGGUACCGAGAGCUUGAUUUUGGCCUGCAAGGCUCACAGAGACCGUGGCUACUUCGAAAAAGGCAUUGUUUACCCUGAGAUGGUUAUUCCUGCAACUGCACAUGCUGGCUUUGACAAGGCAGGUGAAUAUCUGAGGAUCAAGGUAAUCCAUGUUCCAGUGGACCCAAAGACGAUGAAGGUUGACAUCCACAAAAUGAAGGCUGCCAUCACGAGGAACACCGUCAUGCUCGUCGGUUCUUCUCCUCAGUUCCCGCAUGGUUCCAUCGAUCCCAUCUUGGAAAUCGCAGAGGUGAUUAUGGUUAAACUGUGUUACCUCUCGGUGUAUUGGGCUUCCGGAUUAAUAUAAACACACAUGAAACACGGAACAACUUGGCAUUAUGGUUCAUUAGUUUUGUUAAAUUUUUAAUUUUCAAUGAAGGCAGGUGACUUGGUUUGCUAGUUGGAAGCUCAUUCAUGUAAGAAGAACAUUCAUGGAGUCAGGUCCUUUAGCCUGAAGCUGGAAGGUGUGCAUGCCCCUCGCAGGAAGGGCAGUCAAAAGUAUUUGAAAGACAAGCGUUUUCCCAGCAGACAAGAAGGCAAGUUUCGCGUUUGUCAACAAACUGGUGUGGCAUACUAUAAGGUGACAGAUACCCACGAUGAUGUUUCACUGAAAAAUUUUCAUUCAAUGCACACAAGUUGUGCAAGAGUUUGUCUAGAAAGCCUCUCUUGAAUGACUAAAGAGCGCAAAGGAAGUAAUAUUCAGCAAUUAAACGCAUAAACCAAGGUGUCCUGCAAGUCGUGAUAUCUGAAAAUGAAACCUGGCAGAAAUGCUUAUUUCUUGCAAUCGUAGUUGUUGCCUUUUAAAAAUAUUUUUUUGAUGAUGAAAUCGGAUCAAUUGUUGAAAUUCCUCAAAGACAGAAAAAUUGCCAAGCUUUCGGCAUUUUCAAUUGAUUGAAAGGACUUUUAUAAAAGCCUUCCUCAUACCUCUUUAGUGGCCCAUAUGGCCAAACGCAUUGAAUACAUGGGAACGGUAAAGUUUCAAAAUGCUACCGGGGUCAACUUUGGGAGCUGCUUUUGUUUUGUAUGAGCUCGAAUAUGCAACAUGAAAUGAAACUACAGUGAAGCAAAAAAUGACAUGUGCCCAGGAUCCGGUAUUGCUUCAUGCUUAAGUGACCUGUUUUUUGCAACUCUUGAUGAGCAUUUAAAACAAACAUGUGUUAUAGCUGUGUUUAUAUUGAUGACUAUGUAACUGAGUAUGAGUCUAACAAUCUUGACUUGGUAGUUGCAGAAACACUCCCCAUUUUUAUGGCAGAGUUAUAUUCUAUGACACUGAUGCAGGAAAUGCCGAAGGGGUCCACUUGAUAAGAUUUUAACUUAGAGUUGUACUUUUUGUCAAGUCGUCUGUACUGGCAUUGUGAACCUAGAGGCUGUACUUUUCCUGUGCAUUCGAAAUUUGUAAAGUGCAUUGAUUUAAGAUUUUUGUUAAUAAAAUUAAUUGAUGAAGUCCUGCAAUCACAA